GCAUCAGUGACACGUGACUCCGCCCUCUUCUCAUUGAGACAAUUUAAACAUGGCGCCCUCCUGCCUACUCCCUACAAACUGCAAAUAAUGCUGUUUCUCGUAGGUUAUUAUAAUGUUUGGUUUAUAAAGCGUCUAACUUACUGCGGUACAUAGUGAGAUUAGAUAAGAGCGCUGGAUAUUCUGUGUUAUCCCUACAGGCAUGGUUAUGCAAUGAUAAAACCUCUACUAGUGCAGGAUUCGGACAUCAGUGGAUAAAAGGCGUGAAACAUGGCGUAUAGUCUGCCGCAUACUUGCAUGUUUGAGUGCAGAUGUCAUUUGUGCGUUGUUUUUAUAAUUUAUCACAUCUCAGAUGUUCUUCCUGCUGUUAUAUGAGUGCCGUUGUAAAGGAUGGUUAUGAGCUGCACAUCAUGGACCAGGUGACGGGCAGCGCGAGGAGAGUGGAGGAUGAGCGCAGGCUGAUCCGAGCGCGCGCUACUGCCGCUCAGUCUGUGGGAAGCUCCCACAGCCAGGAUGGCUCCUCGAGGUUUGUCUACGUCCUCUCCUUCUUCUCCGCUCUGGGAGGCUUCCUCUUCGGCUAUGACACCGGCGUGGUGUCCGGGGCUAUGCUUCUGCUCAAGAAAGAGAUGAACCUGAGCGCGUUUUGGCAGGAGUUGUUGGUCUCCAGCACCGUAGGCGCGGCGGCGCUCUCAGCUCUAGCGGGAGGCUGCCUGAACGGGCUGUACGGCCGCCGGAAGUGCAUCAUGCUGGCCAGCUUCAUUUUUACAGUGGGGGGGAUCGUUCUGAGCGUGGCACCUAAUAAAACGGUUCUUCUUUUCGGCAGGCUUAUUGUUGGUCUUGGAAUUGGUGUAGCUUCUAUGACAGUGCCGGUCUACAUAGCUGAAGUGUCUCCUCCUCAGCUGCGAGGUCAGCUGGUCACCAUAAACACACUGUUUAUCACAGGCGGGCAGUUCAUAGCCAGCGUGGUGGAUGGAGCCUUCAGCUACAUGGGGCACAAUGGCUGGAGGUAUAUGCUGGGUCUGUCAGUAGUCCCUGCUGUGCUACAGUUUUUGGGAUUCUUCUUCUUCUUGCCUGAGAGUCCUCGCUGGCUCCUGCAGAAAGGCGAUACUCAGCAGGCCCGUGAGGUGCUCACACAGAUCCGGGCCACAGAGAACGUGAACGAAGAGUAUGACGGUAUCAAGAGUAUUAUUGAAGAGGAGGAAAAGGAAGCAGGAGGGGGACCAGUGCUGUGCCGUAUCCUGGCCUGUGCUCCUGCCCGGAGAGCCCUGAUUGUGGGAUGUGGCCUUCAGAUGUUCCAGCAGCUCUCUGGAAUUAACACUGUAAUGUACUACAGUGCCACAAUUUUGCAGAUGGCAGGAGUGCGGGAUGAUAAGACAGCCAUCUGGCUUUCUGCUGCUACAGCAUUCACCAAUUUCCUGUUUACGCUGGUGGGUGUUUGGCUGGUGGAGCGGGUGGGCCGCAGAAAGCUGACUCUGGGCAGCAUUGUUGGUACUGGUGUCAGUCUCUCUGUCUUGGCUGUGGGAUUCCUACUUUCUGCUCAGACCUCUCCUCCAGUGACCUUUCACCCUAGUGAGCCCACUUCUCCUAACUCAACCUGCACACACUAUGGAUUUUGUGAACAGUGUAUGCUGGAUCCAAACUGUGGCUUUUGUUACUAUGAGAAUGGCUCAACCAUAUCAGGCUCUUCCUGUGAGCCAGUUGAUCCAGCCAACACAGAGCAAGCAGCGAGUGGCAGGUGCUCCAAUGGUACCCAAGAAGACCCAAGUGCAUUGUGGGCCUAUAACUACUGCCCAACCUCCUAUUCCUGGGUAGUAUUGCUGGGUCUCAUCCUUUAUCUGGCCUUCUUUGCUCCAGGGAUGGGGCCCAUGCCAUGGACAGUGAAUUCUGAGAUUUAUCCGCUGUGGGCUCGGAGCACAGGCAAUGCUUGCUCUGCUGGCGUGAACUGGAUCUUCAAUGUCCUUGUGUCUCUGACAUUCCUCCAUGUGGCUGAGUACCUCACAUACUAUGGUGCGUUUUUCCUCUACACUGGCCUGGCUGUGCUUGGAUUCCUCUUCUUGCUGGGCUGUCUGCCAGAGACCAAGGGUCUCAUGUUGGAGGACAUAGAGACUCUGUUUAGCAGAAGGCUCUGCACCUGUGGCGCACUGGGUGGCGAACACACACGUUACAUCAGGCCUCAUUUGGAUUUGGGAAAGUUGCAUUAUGGGACACUGGAACCAGAGGAAGGAAUUGCUUACAUAUCAGUAAGUACUAUAAAUAAUUAUUAGUUUUUGUUUAUUUGUUUUGUUUGUUUGUUUGUUUUUUUAUGUUUGGCAUUGAUGCCAAGCUUACAAUUUUAUGUAUUUUUGUAAAAAAAAAUCUAGAAUAAUGUAUAAAAAAUGUACCAGAAAUAUAUGUUUAAAACAUAGUUUUUUUUCUGUAUGUCUGUCUUCUAAUACAGCUGCAAUAAUGGUGAAGUUAUACCUGGAUUUGCCUUUCAGGAGCAAUGAACAGCACAUAUGAGAUCAUGAUCAAUGAACUGACACUUUUUUUUUUUUUAAAGAUACUUAUAUACACGUACUAACAAAGAGUCAGAAUGGGUCUUGGUGUAAUCUAGUUGAAACUAGAAGCUCUGUCACUGCAUUUAACAUGAACAAAUCUAUGGUUUUGGGGAAAAAAAUCAUGCUCUACAAGUGUUUACAAGUCUGACAAUCAUAUAUUAAUGAUUAUAUUGAGUUGGAGAGAAAACAACUUGAUCCUUUAAGGAAUGGUAUAUAUUUUAUUAUGUUGAUUAUUAAGAUUCAUUAUGUUAGAUUAACAGUUUCCAAAAUAGACAAAGAACAAUGUGAGCCCCCUUUAAAUUUAAUGGACAAACCCCGAAAUUCUCCACAUUUUGGAAAUUAAAUGUACAUAUGACGUAAGUGCAUAUUUUAUAUACAUAGUACAUACUGUAUAUUUUUGAAAGUAUACACAAUGAUCUGACCACAGAUCUCCUGCAGUAUCUUUGCUGACCGCUAGGGUCCAUGAACCCCAUGUUGGAAACCCAGGUGUUGGACAUAGCUCCAGUCUACUGUAUAGGCUGUCUUUUACAUUAUUCCAUUAAUGUAACUAUUUUGUUUAGACAAAACUGUGUUCCUCUUUUUCUAUUGAAUAAAAUUUGUCAGAAUUAA
Messenger RNA from Pangasianodon hypophthalmus (striped catfish), 3143 nucleotides. It is a transcript of the gene slc2a13b, whose product is annotated as solute carrier family 2 member 13b. Gene Ontology annotation, biological process: transmembrane transport. Gene Ontology annotation, cellular component: membrane. Gene Ontology annotation, molecular function: myo-inositol:proton symporter activity. The transcript is spliced from 12 exons. The coding region runs from base 309 to 2261 and encodes 650 amino acids. The record is from RefSeq and is a predicted model, not a curated record. Lineage: Eukaryota; Metazoa; Chordata; Actinopteri; Siluriformes; Pangasiidae.